This is a messenger RNA of Bursaphelenchus okinawaensis, 878 nucleotides long. The record is from the annotation of a GenBank genome assembly. Lineage: Eukaryota; Metazoa; Nematoda; Chromadorea; Rhabditida; Aphelenchoididae.
AUGGUCGGACUUGAUGCUGCUGGUAAAACAACGAUUCUCUACAAAUUGAAGUUGGGAGAGAUUGUGACAACUAUCCCUACAAUAGGAUUUAACGUUGAAACUGUUGAAUACAAAAAUAUUUCUUUUACCGUGUGGGAUGUUGGUGGACAGGACAAAAUUCGGCCGCUAUGGAGAUACUAUUUUCAAAAUACUCAAGGUACUUUUUUAUAUUUCUUACUUUAAUAUUUAGAUAUCUAUUGCGUUAUAUAGUAAACCAAAUGAAUAAUUUGCUUCCAAAUAAAUAGAAAUGUUGUUAAAAAUUCAAAUCACAGAAAUUAAAAAAAUAUUUUUAUUGACUGUAAAUAAUCUUUAAGAAAUAAAUAUUUAAUUUAGGACUGAUAUUUGUUGUGGACAGUAAUGACAGAGAGCGUGUUGAGGAAGCUAAAGAUGAGUUGGCUAGAAUGUUAAACGAAGACGAGCUCAGGGAUGCUGUAUUAUUGAUUUUUGCUAAUAAGCAGGUAGGUGAAAGGAUUCUACGCGCUUGGCCAUCCACUCUGGUGAAGGGGGUAGAUAACGGACGUCCGUGUUUAUAAUUACGCGUAAAAUAAAAAAAACUUGAAAUUUUCAAUUUUUGUUUGUAUAGAGAAAACUAGCGUUUUUAAUUAUCUACUUUGAGAAUGAAUUUUCUUUCAAUCUUAAAUUAGUACACUUAAUAUGCUUACAUUAUGGUUUAGGAUUUGCCAAACGCAAUGUCUGCAGCCGAGAUUACGGAUAAACUGGGGCUUCACAAUUUACGAAACCGUAAUUGGUAUAUUCAAGCAACUUGUGCGACUACUGGAGAUGGAUUGUACGAGGGUUUAGACUGGCUUUCUAACCAACUUAAAAACAAAACCGGAUAA